Monoraphidium neglectum is the source of this 1512-nucleotide messenger RNA. Its product is annotated as Putative tartrate transporter. The coding region runs from base 1 to 1512 and encodes 503 amino acids. The transcript is spliced from 9 exons. Gene Ontology annotation, molecular function: transmembrane transporter activity. The record is from RefSeq and is a predicted model, not a curated record. Gene Ontology annotation, biological process: transmembrane transport. Gene Ontology annotation, cellular component: membrane. Lineage: Eukaryota; Viridiplantae; Chlorophyta; Chlorophyceae; Sphaeropleales; Selenastraceae.
AUGGUGGUUUUCAAAAAGGCCGACCUGACUAAGGAUCUGGGCCUCAGCCCGGACCAGCUGGCGGCGCUGCAGCGUGCCGAGAACAAGAUGGCGCCGCGGCUGCUGAUCAUGGUGGCCCUGUUCAUCGCGGUCAACUACCUUGACCGCACCAACCUGGCGCUGGCCAGCGUGGAGCUCACCGCCUCGCUGGGCCUGACGCCCCAGACGUACGGCCUGGGGGCGGCGCUCUUCUUCGUAUCGUACUGCGUCAUGCAGAUCCCCAGCCAAAUCGUCAUGGCCUACAUCCACCGCCAAAACCUGUGGCUUACGGGCCUGCUGGUCUGCUGGGGCACCUGCGCUGCCGCCAUGGCCGGCAUGCGGGACAUCCCCCAAUUCCUUGCGCUGCGCGUGCUGCUCGGCUUUUUCGAGGCGGGCGCGCUGCCGGCGCUCUGGACGUACCUCAGCCACUUUUACGCCAAGGAGCGCCUGGCAGUACCCCUGGGCGUUAUGAUGGGCACGCUCAUCCUGUCCCAGGCGAUCGGGCCCCUGCUGGCCGCGGGCUUCCUCUCGAUGGACGGCAUGGGCGGGCUCAUGGGGUGGCAGUGGCUCUUCCUCAUUGAGGGCUGCCUCGCCAUCCUCGUCGCCGUCGGCUGGGCCUUCAUGCCCGCCGACCUUGCCUCGAUCAAGUCCCUCACCCCCGAGGAAGUUGCCGCGGUGGAAGCUUCCAUGGCGGCCACCCACAAGGCCAAGAAGGGCGGCAACCAGCUCAAGGUGCUGGCGGCGACCCUCAAGAACCCGGUGAUCUACGUGAUCUCCUCCAUCAAGUUCACAAGGGACGUCGCGUUCUACGGCGUCGUGUACUGGGCCCCCAUGAUCGUCAAGAGCAUCCUCGGAUUCGACGCGUUCGCGGCGCCCGGCGCCGCCGGCGGCCACUCCUCGGGCGGCAGCGUCACCGUCGUGCUGCUUGUCGCUAUCCCCUUCGCCGCCGCCGCCGCCUUCCAAUUCGUCAACGCGUGGCACUCCCAGCGCACCAACGAGCGCCGCUACCACCUCGCGGGCACCUGGGCGUUCGGCGCGGUCGCGCUGUUCCUGCUGCCGCUCGCGCUGCACUCGUUCCGGGCCGCGUUCGCGGUCAUCGUGCUGGCGGCGAUCGGCACCUUUGGCGCGGAGGGCAUUAUGGUCGCCCACUUCAUGGCGCUGCAAGGCGGCGAGAAGGGCAUUGGCAUGGCGCUCAUCAACUCCGCCGGCGGCGUCGGCGGCUUCGUGGGGCCCAUGGUCAUCGGCGCCAUCCGCGCCAAGACCGGCGGGUACAACGACGCCAUGAUCGUGCUGGGCGCGUUCCUGGUGUUCGCCGCGCUGCUGACCGCCGCGUUUGACCCCAAAUGGGCGGAGCGCUGGACGAUGGAGGCGCGGGAGCGGGCGGCGGCCGCCGCGGCGGGGGAUGUUGAGUGCGCGGUGGUGAAGCCGGCGGCGGGGAGCGGCCGGGAGGACGAUACCAAGGGGCAGGCUGAUGUGGUCAUCGUCCAGGCUUAG